Messenger RNA from Dermatophagoides pteronyssinus (European house dust mite), 2331 nucleotides. RefSeq lists its product as uncharacterized. NCBI's taxonomy places the organism in Eukaryota, Metazoa, Arthropoda, Arachnida, Sarcoptiformes, Pyroglyphidae. The record is from RefSeq and is a predicted model, not a curated record.
AUGGCUUGUGAAAUAGAAAAAGCGGCAAAAUGUAACCAGAAUUAUUCGCAACAAAUCGAAACAAACACACGACAAUUGUUUACAUCAGUAUGCGAUAAAAUCAGUUCAUCGCAACGAAGUUGGAACUGUUUUUGGACAGAAGACAUGAUAAUCAUUGCCGGUGUGGUUGCCACAGUUAUUACUAUUCUUCUGAUUGCUGUCGGUGCAUACCUUGGAUGUCGACAAUAUCGUGCCAAUGCUAAACUAAAAGCACAAGCAGCAAAUAAAUUGAAAUUUUCAACGAAAAAUUUAACAACUGCUGAUACUGGUCCAUCAACAAGAACAUUUCGAUCCAAUAAAAUACCAACAACAACAACUGUCGAUCAUAUUGAUAAACCGGUACAAAAUGUUGAAAAACAAGUUGAAUUAAGUGAAUGGAAUCCACAAACACCACCUAAAAAAAUAAAUGUUCAACAUGUUCAAAGUAGUGAUGAUGAUGAAUUUAUUUCAAGUUUUUAUAAUCAGCCACCAAAACAAGCAUCACCAUCAUCAUUAUCAGAUUCAUCACUUUUAAAUUUUAAAUAUUUGAAUGAAGAUUAUGAUGGCAUCAUCGAGGAAUUUAGGGAUAUAAUUGAACAGGAAGAUUUGGUAUCAUCAUUAAAUAGGUUGUCACAACAACAACAACAACGAGCACCAUCACCAGCAUCUUCCGAUUCAUCAGUAAUAUUCUUGUCCGAACAACCUCGACAACAACAACCAGUACCAUCACCAGCAUCUUCCGAUUCAUCAGUAAUAUUCUUGUCCGAACAACCUCGACAACAACAACCAGUACCAUCACCAGCAUCUUCCGAUUCAUCAGUAAUAUUCUUGUCCGAACAACCUCGACAACAACAACCAGUACCAUCACCAGCAUCUUCCGAUUCAUCAGUAAUAUUCUUGUCCGAACAACCUCGACAACAACAACCAGUACCAUCACCAGCAUCUUCCGAUUCAUCAGUAAUAUUCUUGUCCGAACAACCUCGACAACAACAACCAGUACCAUCACCAGCAUCUUCUGAUUCAUCACCAUCACCAGGAUCCACAACAUUAUCACCAUCAUCAAUUGAUUCAUUUUCAUCCAUUGGUGAUCCACCAAAAUCACAAAUACAACCAUCACCAUCACCAUCACCACCGUCACCGCCACCGUCAUCGUCAUGGUCACCAUCAUCUGCAAGAUCAUCAGAAUCAUCAUCAUCACAUGGUUCAUCAAGUGCAUCGUCUGAUUCUUUAGCAAAAUCUUUGUCAAAAAAAGCUCGACAACAACCACAACAAGCACCAUCACCAGGAUCCACAACAUUAUCACCAUCAUCAAUUGAUUCAUUUUCAUCCAUUGGUGAUCCACCACAAUCACAAAUACAACCAUCACCAUCACCAUCAAAAUCACCACCGUCACCGCCACCGUCAUCGUCAUGGUCACCAUCAUCUGCAAGAUCAUCAGAAUCAUCAUCAUCACAUGGUUCAUCAAGUGCAUCGUCUGAUUCUUUAGCAAAAUCUUUGUCAAAAAAAGCUCGACAACAACNNNUUCAUUUUCAUCCAUUGCCAUCAAAAUCACCACCGUCACCGCCACCGUCAUCGUCAUGGUCACCAUCAUCUGCAAGAUCAUCAGAAUCAUCAUCAUCACAUGGUUCAUCAAGUGCAUCGUCUGAUUCUUUAGCAAAAUCUUUGUCAAAAAAAGCUCGACAACAACAACAAGUACCAUCAGCAGGACCAUCAUCAAUUGGUUCAUUUUCAUCCAUUGGUGAUCCACCUCAACGACAAAUACAACAAUCACCAUUGUCAUCGCCACCGUCACCGUCAUUGUCACCGUCAUGGUCACCAUCAUCUGCAGGAUCAUCAGGAUCAUCAUCACAUGGUUCAUCCGUUCGUAAACAAAAACCAUCUCGCUUAUUAAGAUCGGGAACUAAAGCUCAAAAAUCGUCAUCAAGAGCAACAUACAAAUUAAAAUCAUCAUCACCAUCGUCAUCGUCGUCUGGAUCAUCACAUGGUUCAGCAUUUUCAUCCAUUCGUGAUUCACCACAACCACAAUUACAGGCACAGGCACAAGAACAAUUUCAAUUAUCAAGAGCGGCAAUUAACGCACAGCAAUCAUCACCACAAUCGUCAUCAAGACCAUCACACUUAUUACGAUCGAGAUCAAAACCAUCAUACUCAUUACCAUCGAGAUCAAGACCAUCAUACUCAUUACCAUCAUUAUCAUCAUCGCUUGGUUCACCAUUACCAACAUCACCUGACUUAUCACAACAACAACAACAACAACAACAACAAUUACCGGUCAAUUUAUUUCAACAAAAUCAAAUCAAAUAUAAUGAAUGA